Molecule: messenger RNA, 1314 nt
Organism: Dracunculus medinensis (Guinea worm)
Lineage: Eukaryota; Metazoa; Nematoda; Chromadorea; Rhabditida; Dracunculidae
Source: the annotation of a GenBank genome assembly
AUGUCAAGUAAUGAGCCAAUCAGUUUCAGGAAUGUUCAUACCAAAAAUGCCUUUGACGUUGUCAAAUUACUAUUUGUGAUUGGGUUUUUGAAAUUUAAAUUUAAGGAUCGGCGUCGUUUUCUUAUUGUUUCUAUAUUCGAUUUUUGUUUUAUAACUCUUCUUUGGUUAAUUUGUACAGUAACGAAAGGAAAUGACUGGUCGACUGUUUUUAAAAAAGAAAUAAAUAUAUUCGAACCAAAUUUUUUGAAAGUUUCGCUCUUCGAUAUCGUUAUAGUCGCCGUUUGUCGUAUGACCAUUGUUUUAUUUUUUUAUGCGGUUUUAUUGAUAAAACAUUGGGUUCCUGUUGGUGUUACUACUGGAGUGACAACACUUUUCCUUGUCAUUAAGGUAUUAUUUUUCUUUUCACCAGCUCAAGGCACAUUACCUCAAUAUCUCGUCAUUUUGAGUUCCUUUAUAAUUGCGUGGUUUGAACUAUGGUUAAUGCCUUUCCGCGUACUUCCUCGUGAACGGCGCAAUUUAACUUCUCAAGAAAAUUCAUUAACAGUUGCUACCGUUCGUAAUGUGUUAACCGAUGAAGAAUUUCGUUCUGCAAUGGAAUUUUCGUCAGGGUCUGAGUCGGAUAUGGAAAAUGCUCCUAAGGUUCCAUUAGAAGGUCGACUUUUUUCGAAAGAACAAUAUAUUGCUGCUGUAAAUAACGCUGAAAUAGCAGUUAAACGAUUGUAUGAACAGGUUGGAACCUGGAAAAUUGUUUCAAGGGAUCCUGAAAUUCGAUUUUGUGAGCAAAAUCGUUUAUAUUUUUUACGUACUGAAAUAAAUUGUUCCGCCGAAUCGCUCUUUAGAGCAGUAUGGAAGGACAAUAAACUUUGGAACCAACAAAUUCUAGAAACGAAGAUUUUGCUUCAUAUUGAUCCUAGUAUUGAAGUUAUUCACUGUAUAAGUGCACCUGCGAUGAGAGGUUAUAUUUCAUCUCGAGAUUUUUUGGAUGUUCGUAAAAAUCAUGUGGAUACGAGUAAUUCGAUAUAUGAAGGUUAUUAUGUUUCCGUUGAUUCGGCGAUACUUCCUCCAAAUCCAAAUGGGAAAAUUAUCCGUGGCUAUAAUGGUCCGAAUUUGAUUCGGGUAUCCAAGUCGUUAACGUCCUCAAAGAUGUGUAUUUUUGAAUGGCUCAUUGAUAACGAUGUUAAGCCGUCCUUAUUUUCGUUAUUUCAGGGUGGUGUGCCAAAACGAAUAAUUGAGCGAACAAUGUGUUCGUUUUUAGUUGCUUAUAUAAAAAAUUUGCAGAAUUUUAUUCAAGAUUGCUCUUCAGAAUAUCCAUAA